Messenger RNA from Malassezia globosa CBS 7966, 4326 nucleotides. RefSeq lists its product as uncharacterized. The coding region runs from base 1 to 4326 and encodes 1441 amino acids. Gene Ontology annotation, molecular function: ATP binding; ATP hydrolysis activity. The transcript has a single exon. NCBI's taxonomy places the organism in Eukaryota, Fungi, Basidiomycota, Malasseziomycetes, Malasseziales, Malasseziaceae. Gene Ontology annotation, cellular component: cytoplasm. The record is from RefSeq and is a predicted model, not a curated record.
AUGGUCCAAGACACGUCGCGCCGGCGGCUUGAUGCUGUGACCCGGCACUUCCACGCUAGCUUGCAAUAUCCGGCGAAAUCUCUCUCAGCCGCUAAUGAACUUGGCACGUUCCGCCUUGGUCCACACGUCGCCAUUCCCGUGCAUGCCGCGGAUGCACCUGAACGCAUUCCCCCGGAAAGACUCCUCCUUGAUUUAGAGGACCCAAUCGUGCUCGAACACUUAGAGUUUCUUGGAAAAAAAUGGCAGCUGCGCCAGGAUGUGUUUCUAUCCUCACCGCCUGGCCCCUACACACGCCGAUUGUGUCAGACCUUCGCUGCACUCAUCCAAGUGCCUGUCGAAUACGUGUCGCUGCACCGCGAUAUAGGUGAGGCCGAGCUGCUCCAGCAGCGCUCUCUCGAAGCGGGCGGCAAUCUGCGCUACGAUGAUGGCCCUGUCGUUCGAGCUAUGAAACAUGGUCGCAUCCUGAUUCUCGACGGCAUUGAGCGUGCAGAGCGUGGAGUCAUGCCGAUUCUCAACAAUAUUCUCGAGAAUCGUGAGCAGAAUCUGGCGGAUGGCACGCAGCUGGUACCGGCUGAACGACUCACUGCUGCUAAUCAUCAGCUUCAACAGGAUAGUGGUAACGCGCAUGCUCGCUUUAUUCCCGUGCAUCCAGACUUUCGUGUGUUCUGUUUGGGUCUGCCUGUGCCUCCGUAUCGUGGACAUCCCCUUGAUCCCCCAUUCCGCUCGCGGUUUCAAGCACGUUGGGUCGAGGGAGCCGUUUUCGCACCACCACCUAUCUCUGAUUCUACAAAACAGGGCUCCUCCCUACUCGAGCGCUGGAAUGAAUGGCUUACUCUCCUUCACAUGAAUGCGGAAGCUAGUCUUCAAGAGGGCAUUUUGCCAUCAACAGAGCUGCUUCCUCACGUUCCGACCACGGCGAUGCCUCUGCUGCGAGAUAUGGCCUGUUUGUACCCACCAUCCAAGAAUAUGCCCAAGCCCGCUGGACCAGCAGACGCUGAUACACCUGUCGCAGAAUCAACCCUAGCCUUGCUCAGCACGGCGUAUCCUGCGCUUUUGUCGUUUGACAAAAAGAAACGCUCUUCUCUUCACGAAAUGCUCACGCGCGUUGCACUACACAAAGGCGUCGGUACCUCACACAUGUUCUCGUCAGGACUGGGGUUAUCUGGCUACACAAUCCAUCAUAAUGAACGCACGUCUCCGAGCACGGCGCGCUUAACGUUCCGCCAUGAGAGUGCUGCAUCUGUGACAACAGAGGUCCCAUGUGGUCCCCUCCCCCUCGUGCCACUAACGGCGCUUGAGGAGAUGCAUGUUUCUCUAACGCCCCGAGUGCGCUCGCUCCUGUCAGCGAUGUUGCAGCUGCAUAGCAUCGGCCGUGAUAUUGCUCUGGUACCAAGCUCUCUCGAUAAUGAGUUACAUACGCAAGCAUCUUCGUCUAAAUCGACCUGCAUUCAUUUGUUCGGUGCCUUACUGGGAUACCCUGUGGAGACGAUAUGGCUCUGGAAAGACAUUAGUGGAACAGAGCUAUUGAUGCGACGUGCAACUACACCUGAUGGCGCAACUGUCUGGCAUCCAGCGCCGCUGACGUCUGCAGCACUCCGUGGCUCGCUUGUGCAUCUUGCAGGCGCUGACGUACUGGGCUCUACGCUCGAAAGCCUUUCCCGCCUGACGCAGGACCGAGAGAUGGAGCUGUGGGAAGGCACGCGUCUCACAACAGAGGCGGACGUACCAGUGUCGAGCCAGUUGGUCAGUGGCCAAGUGUGCCACAUGUCGCCAAGCCUGCGCAUCAUUGCGACGGCCCCGAAAGUGGGAAAUUGGCUCACAGAAAGCGCAGCUACUAUGUUUGCCACGCUCGCUGCGCCACCCAUGUCGGAUGCCGAAGAACGUGCGGUUGUAAUGAAGCAAGCAGGUGCAGCCCCUAGUGCCAGUCUGGAUGCACUCUUUGCAUUCGUGCAUGAAUACCGCGCGCAGGCAACAGACACAAACGUGGGACUUCACAAGGCGCGCCGCUUUGGUACACGACAGCUUAUUCGAAUUGCUCGGCGACUUUCCAAGUGGCCUGAUGAGGACCUGUACAACUUGAUUUUCCGGAACCAGUUGUGUGACUUCCUACCGCGAACUGUGCGUGAUGUCGUGCAUCAAACGCUUUUGCAAGCGAAGAUUGUACCGCAUGGCUUUGAAGGCGCAUUCCAGUAUAAGCCACCGCUGCGCCUAAUGCCGCCAAUCGUCGAUGGUGACAUGCUGCGAUUCGUCGACGAAAAUGGGACAGAGCAACUGGCUCUGCGCAGGUUCCACUGGCGGGAGCAUGAUCCCGAAGGCGCGUCGUUGAUUCCGAACGCACACGGCUCCUUCUUCCACAACACGCAGCAGACAGGUCUGAUGUACUCAUUUGCGCAGGAUCUUGAAAUUCUUGGCGAGCACCUCCUGUUGAUGGGAGCGCAGGGGACAGGCAAGAAUAAAACGAUCGACCAGGUACUUGAGCUUCUUGAUCGGCCGCGCGAAUACAUUCAAAUGAACCGCGAUUCAACAGUGGGUGAGCUGCUGCAGCGUGCGUACUUAGAGGAUGGCCAGCUCAAAUACUCGGACUCACCACUCGUGCGUGCAAUUAAGCUGGGCCGAGUGAUUGUGGUUGACGAAGUCGACAAGUGUUCGGCGUCUGUGUCGGCCGUAUUCAAGUCGCUUGCUGAGCGCGGUGAAUUGACGCUUCCAGAUGGUCGUCGGGUCGUGCCACAGGGCACCGUCGCUGAUGCAGAUGCUAUCACUGUGCACCCUGACUUCCGUCUUGUUCUCCUGGCGAAUCGACCUGGGUGGCCGUUCCUGGGUAAUACGUUCACGGACGUUGUCGGAGAAGGCUUCAGCUCGUAUGCUGUUUCCAAUCCAGAUGUCGAGUCCGAGGUGCAGCUGCUUGGCCGAAUGGCUCCCAAUGUUGAUAAGGAGUUAAUUCGCUCGCUUGUGUUGUCAUUCCACGAUUUGCGCGAGGCAUUUGAUCAGGACCAGAUAAGCCACCCAUACUCAUUACGUGAGCUGAUUCAUAUUGUCCGCCACUUGAGUCGCUAUGACGAUGAGACACUCGGCGAUGUCAUGCUGAAUGCACUUGCCUUUGACUUGCACAAGCCCGAGUCGCUCAAAAUCAUCGCGCGUGUGUUUGCGAACCAUGGGCUGAAACUCGGUGGUAUCACACUUGAGCAGGUACAGAGGAAGCUCGAAGUGCAGGCGAAAAAGAAGCAGCUGCGCGUCGAGUACAGGCCUAAGGGUGAUACGAGUCUCGACAAGCCUAAGAAGGGCAAGGACGACCCGAACAAUGACCCGCAUGUCGGCGGCAACACAUGGCGUGGGGGCACGGGCGGCCGUGACACUGCGGGACUCGGCGGACGUGGCGGCUUUGAGCGGCUGUACAAGGGCCAUAAAAUUCACCAAAUCCCCAAGGAGCUGAAAGAGGAUGUGCCCGAGCACAUUCAGGCUGAGGCGCGCGAAAUGGCAAAGAAAGCACUUGCUGAGAAAUUGGCUGAAGACCGCCUAGACCGUGACGAGGCUCGGUUCAUGCAGUCGGUCAAGGCCAAUGUCGAAGGUCAGGUCUUGCAUCUGGCAAACGUGCUGAAUGGACUUACGGCCAACGAGCACGAGCGCCGGUGGCUUGUUCGCCAGCAAGAAGGCCAGCUCGACGAGCGUCGCCUCGGUGAGGGCCUGGUUGGUGAGCGCGCCAUCUUCAAACGUCGUAGUGAAGCCCCUCCUGAAAUUGGCGCACCACAGAUGAAGCCGAAGCGCAUCCGCAUUAUCUUGGAUGCUUCAGCGUCGAUGUAUCACAUGCAAUUUGACGGUCGUCUCACACGCGAGCUCGAGACAUGCCUAAUGGUGAUGGAAGCCAUGCAGCGUGUUGACCCUACGCGUUUUGAGUUCGACAUCGUUGCCCACUCCGGUGAUCAGGUGGUCAUCCCGCUAGUCAAGUUGGGAUCGAUGCCUAAAACUGAUGGAGAUCGCUUCCGGAUUCUGCGUGAUAUCGUCGCCUACACACAGUACUGCAUGACUGGCGACAACACGGUCGAGUGCAUCACACAGUCAAUCAAGGAUGUUCGGUCGCAAGAUGCUGAUGAUUACUUUGUUAUUGCACUAUCGGAUGCGAAUCUGGGCCGCUAUGCCAUCACGCCCCAGGUUCUCGGUUCCGCAUUGAAACGAGAUGAGAAAGUUAAGGCGGCGGUCAUCUUUAUUGACAAGGGCGGCGCCGAAGCAGGCCAUAUCGCCAAGGCCUUGCCAGGCCGCGCUUUUGUCGCAGAAGACACGAAAGAUAUUCCACGUGUUUUAUCUGAUAUUCUUACUUCGUUGAUGCGCUAG